CCGUGGUCGCCCAGAGCGCGCAAGUCCAAACGUUUCGCCUGUCAAAUCCCUAUUCCCAUUCCCAAUCCCCACCCUUUCUGUUGGACCGAGUAGAGUUCGGACUCCUCCUUCCUCCCUCCUCCACUACUACUACCGUAACCAUAGUUAUCCAGACUAUCGCUCUUUGCACCUGCUCUUUACUCCGUAUCCUUGGAAGCUGACUGCCUGGCAAGGACUGGUCACAAUCGCGCAUUUCACUUCGAGCAAGCACCAUCAGCCUCGACUUCAGCCUCAGUACAACCACCUUGAUAUGGCGCUCCGCAAAUAGCCAUCCCAGUCCGAUUCGUCCUCAUCCACUUCCCAGACCUCCAAUUCUCUGCCUUCGCCCCAUUGUCCUUCUCAGCAAGGCCUCACCUCUACAGGAUCCUUACGAGACUGCGUUGAAACUGCGGAUCCAUUGAGUUGGCAACCCGCAGCAUUAUGGCUACCGAACGACGUAAUUUUUCGAGCCUGUCCUUCUCCUCCAAGAAACAUCUCCAUGCCUCCGACACGGGCACACAUACUCCUACCUCCACAAAACUCAAGAAUUUCUUUCGCAUCAACAGCGGCGGAAGUCAGACAUCCAUAGGCUCGGACGGCCUUCCGACUCCCAAGACCGAGACCAAGCCCGUCAAGCAGUCGAGGUUCCUGCCGGGCCUCGCCAGGAAUCGUUCAACGACCGUCGCUAGUGAAGGCCAUCCUCUUGACGAUACCUCCCUCUCCCCCACAGCACAAGCCAAUCCAUACUUUGUCCACCAGGGCCCGCCCGCUCUGCGGCAUCACAAUGAAGGGAGCGUCCCUCCAUCUCCCCCAGACACUCCCAAAGUCCAGGUCAAUGGCGCCGCAGCAGAAGAGAAAGCAGUCACAGCGGGUAAGGAAGAAUUGGCGCGCAAAUUGCGAAGGGUCGCAUCCGCACCAAAUGCGCAGGGCCUCUUCACUGUCAGCAAGAACAAUGCAGAAAGACCGCAGACCGCCGAAUUGGGAAAGGAGCCAUUGGCCGUGCUUUCGGGCUCGACACCGAAAUUGAGCAUGCUUGCUCACGCAGACGGCAGUCCGACAAGUUCGUCAAUGCCUGGGGCCAAAAUACCACUUCCUGGCCAAAUCCGUCAAUCUGUCGCUUUUAGGAGAACGUACAGCUCGAACUCGAUCAAGGUGCGUAAUGUGGAAGUGGGCCCCGGCAGCUUCGACAAGAUCAAGUUGAUCGGCAAGGGCGACGUGGGCAAGGUAUAUCUGGUGCGCGAGAAGAAAUCCAAUCGUCUUUACGCCAUGAAAGUAUUGAGUAAGAAGGAAAUGAUCAAGCGCAACAAGAUCAAAAGAGCUCUUGCAGAGCAAGAGAUUCUAGCAACGAGCAACCAUCCAUUCAUUGUCACAUUGUAUCAUUCUUUCCAGUCAGAAGAACAUCUGUAUCUCUGUAUGGAAUAUUGCAGCGGCGGUGAGUUCUUCAGGGCUCUGCAGACCCGACCCAACAAAUGUAUUGGCGAAGAAGACGCACGCUUCUACGCGGCAGAGGUCACAGCCGCGCUCGAGUACCUACAUUUGAUGGGUUUCAUCUAUCGGGAUCUGAAGCCUGAAAAUAUUCUUCUGCACCAAUCCGGACACAUCAUGCUGUCAGACUUUGAUCUGUCCAAGCAAUCCGAUUCUGGCGGAGCUCCGACUAUGAUCCUAGGCACGCGCAAUGCCUCCAACCCAACCGGAUAUCCUCUCGUCGACACCAAGUCGUGCAUUGCGGACUUCCGAACCAAUUCUUUUGUUGGCACGGAAGAGUAUAUCGCUCCUGAAGUUAUCAAGGGCAACGGACAUACCAGCGCAGUUGACUGGUGGACGCUAGGUAUUCUCAUAUACGAGAUGCUUUUCGGAACCACGCCAUUCAAGGGUAAGAACCGCAACGCAACAUUUGCAAAUAUCCUUCGUGAUGAGGUGCCGUUUCCGGACCAUGGGCACGUGACGCAGGUCAGCAAUCUGUGUAAAUCAGUAAUCCGCAAACUCUUGAUCAAAGACGAAGUCAAAAGACUGGGAUCCCGCGCAGGCGCAUCGGAUGUGAAGAAUCAUCCUUUCUUCAGACCUAUUACGUGGGCACUUCUGCGCCACAUGAAGCCUCCUAUGAUUCCUCACCAAGGGCGAGCAACUGACACUCUGAACUUCCGCACAGUCAAGGACAGUGGCAGCGUCGAUAUUGGAGGACCAGCUAGCCGUCUCAAGGGCGUUCCUCUUGACUCGGGCAUGGCCACCCCUGGUGCGGAGAUUGCCGACCCAUUCCUCGAGUUUAACAGCGUUACGUUGCACCACGAUGAUGAAGAUAUGAUUAUGAUGCACGAUGGUGGGCAAGUCAAUGGACGUUGAUCCUGCAAUGGAGACCAGGUGUCUUUCUCGUACUGGCGUUCUGGGUGCUCGAGGGACAAAACAGCAAGGAAUGGUGGGAAAGCGGCUUCUUUGUCUUGAAGAUGACAAAAUAAGUACGGCUUAACAGAUCAUGGAGCAUAUUUGGGCGUUCCCGACAUUGCAAAAGGCGCAUGUACAGAUAUACAGCGGACCAAAGAGGGCGAGGUCGGGGUUUAUAUGAGUAUGGCCUUAUCGGAAGCUUUUCCCUAUUUUUUCAAACCCCGGGCAUUAUUGAAUGAUGAAUUUUGCCAGCAAA
Messenger RNA from Exophiala xenobiotica, 2653 nucleotides. Its product is annotated as serine/threonine-protein kinase nrc-2. Gene Ontology annotation, biological process: protein phosphorylation. Gene Ontology annotation, cellular component: nucleus; cytoplasm; plasma membrane. NCBI's taxonomy places the organism in Eukaryota, Fungi, Ascomycota, Eurotiomycetes, Chaetothyriales, Herpotrichiellaceae. The record is from RefSeq and is a predicted model, not a curated record. Gene Ontology annotation, molecular function: protein serine/threonine kinase activity; ATP binding. The coding region runs from base 460 to 2358 and encodes 632 amino acids. The transcript is spliced from 4 exons.